AUGCCUGCUCCGUCUCGUCUUGCGUCUUCCUUCGUUCGCGCUUCCCAGCGUCCGUUGGCUGCUAACUACCUCCGUGCUUUCCGCGCCUACUCUACCGCUAAGGAGCCUACCCUCAAGGAGCGUCUCUCUGAGAUCUUCCCCGCCGAGAUCGAGAAGGUCAAGGCCCUCCGCAAGGCCAAGGGCAGCACCGUCAUCGGCGAGGUCACCCUCGACCAGGCCUACGGCGGCAUGCGCGGCAUCAAGGGCCUCGUCUGGGAAGGCUCCGUCCUCGACGCCGAGGAAGGUAUCCGCUUCCGCGGCUUGACCAUCCCCGAGGUCCAGGCCGCCCUCCCCAAGGCCGCCGGCGGAUCCGAGCCCCUGCCCGAGGCUCUCUUCUGGCUCCUCGUCUCCGGCGAGAUCCCCACCGAGGGCCAGGUCAAGGCUCUCUCCGCCGAGCUCGCCGCCCGCUCUGAGCUCCCCACCCACGUCGUCGACCUCAUCGACCGCUCGCCUGCCACCCUCCACCCCAUGGCCCAGUUCUCGAUCGCGGUCACCGCGCUCGAGUCCGAGUCCCAGUUCACCAAGGCCUACGAGAAGGGCGUCAACAAGAAGGACCUCUGGCUCUACGCCUACGAGGACUCCAUCGACCUCAUCGCCAAGCUGCCCACCAUCGCCGCCAAGAUCUACCGCAACGUCUUCAAGGACGGCAAGGUCGCCGAGAUCGAGGCCGACAAGGACUACUCCUACAACUUGGCCAAGAUGCUCGGAUACUCGGGCAACCACGAGUUCGUCGAGCUCAUGCGUCUCUACCUCACCAUCCACACCGAUCACGAGGGUGGUAACGUCUCCGCCCACACCACCCACUUGGUCGGCUCCGCGCUCUCGUCGCCCUUCCUCUCCCUCGCCGCCGGCCUCAACGGUCUCGCUGGCCCGCUCCACGGACGCGCCAACCAGGAGGUUCUCGAGUGGAUUCUCGAGAUGAAGUCCAAGAUCGGCUCCAACGUCACCAACGCCGACAUCGAAAAGUACCUCUGGGACACCCUCAACGCCGGCCGCGUCGUCCCCGGCUACGGCCACGCCGUCCUCCGCAAGACCGACCCGCGCUACACCGCCCAGCGUGAGUUCGCGCUCAAGUACCUGCCCGACUACGACCUCUUCAAGCUCGUGUCGCAGAUCUACGAGGUCGCUCCCGGCGUGCUCACCAAGCACGGCAAGACCAAGAACCCCUGGCCCAACGUCGACUCGCACUCCGGUGUCCUGCUCCAGUACUACGGCCUGACCGAGGAGUCGUACUACACCGUUCUGUUUGGUGUCUCGCGCGCGCUCGGCGUCUUGCCGCAGUACAUCAUCGACCGCGCCUACGGCAUGCCCAUCGAGCGACCCAAGUCGUUCUCGACCGAGGCCUACGCCAAGUUGGUCGGUUACAAGUUUUAA
Molecule: messenger RNA, 1413 nt
Organism: Myxozyma melibiosi
Lineage: Eukaryota; Fungi; Ascomycota; Lipomycetes; Lipomycetales; Lipomycetaceae
Product: citrate synthase mitochondrial precursor
Exons: 3
Coding region: 1-1413 (470 amino acids)
Biological process (GO): tricarboxylic acid cycle; carbohydrate metabolic process; citrate metabolic process
Cellular component (GO): mitochondrial matrix
Source: RefSeq, a predicted model, not a curated record